Molecule: messenger RNA, 1382 nt
Organism: Vigna umbellata (rice bean)
Lineage: Eukaryota; Viridiplantae; Streptophyta; Magnoliopsida; Fabales; Fabaceae
Source: RefSeq, a predicted model, not a curated record
UCAUUAUCCUACAGCUCUUUCUUUUUUCUCUCUUUCUGAUUUUCAGAUACAAACUAUAACCCUUCAUCAUCACAGACGUGUUGGGAAUUUUCUGUCAUUGUUCCAUCUUCUUCAUCAUGACCAAGUCCUCUACUGAAAAAAAUGGACUCAAGAAGGGUCCAUGGACCCCAGAGGAAGAUCAGAAACUCAUCGACUACAUUCAAAAACAUGGACAUGGAAAAUGGCGAACCCUUCCCAAAAAUGCAGGACUACGAAGAUGUGGAAAGAGUUGUCGGCUUCGCUGGGCGAACUACUUGAGACCUGAUAUAAAGAGAGGGAGAUUCUCAUUCGAAGAAGAAGAAGCCAUCAUCCAGUUACACAGUGUUUUGGGAAACAAGUGGUCUACAAUUGCUGCUAACUUGCCAGGAAGAACAGAUAAUGAGAUCAAGAAUUAUUGGAACACCCACAUCAAGAAAAAGCUUUUCAAGAUGGGGAUUGAUCCUGUGACUCACGCACCACGCCUUGAUGUUCUACAACUUGCCUCCAUUCUCAACACAUCUUUGUUCAAUUCAUCACCACAAUUCAACUACCCUUUUCUUUCAGGAAGAUCAGUGAUAAACUCCAGCCAGCUGCUAAGUUUGCUUUCCACUCUUCUCUCAUGUCAAAGCAGAAACAACCCUGAUAAUGUAUUGAAUCAUAAUAAUUUCCACCAAAACGAUAACCAACUCUUGCAAAAUCAGCCCCAAUGUACCCAAAUGCAACUUGCUGAUACCUUACAAACCUUCCAACCAAACCAACCCCAGGUUUCACUUCAAGAAAACCUUAUUGCUAAGUCUAAUAAUCCAUUGAACGUGGAUCACCAACUGAUGAAAAGUAAAUCAGAGAAUCAAAUCUCUCCAGUUGCUACCUCUUUCACCCACCAAAACACCCUUCCAAAUCUGUGGCAUUAUGACAACAUAUCAGACUUACAAAUUGCCCAAUCAUCAUCAGCUAUGCAGUGUUUCUCUUCACCCAAGUUCAACUCUAUAUUCAACAGUCUCUUGGAAAAUCAGAAUCUGUGUAACAACGAGGGAAUGCCAAAUUUCAAUUUAAGUUCACUGUUAUCGUCAACAACUUCAUCUUCCAGCCCAAGUACUUUGAAUUCAUCAUCUUCCACCACAUUUGUCAACGGAACCACAGAAGAUGAAAGGGACACUUACGGCAGCAGCAACAUGCUAAUGUACAACAUUUCCAAUGGCUUGAAUGACUCUGGACUUUUGUGAUUAACUCCGUUAAUGCAAGUUCAGCUGUGUCAUUUGUUUUAGUACCUCAAAAUUUCUUUAUUUCGGUUCAGACUGUUUUGAGACUUUGUUAUUACAAUCAUAUAUGUAUGAACUAUUUAUUACUAUAUAUUUGCCAUCUUC